Messenger RNA from Clupea harengus (Atlantic herring), 955 nucleotides. RefSeq lists its product as uncharacterized. The transcript has a single exon. The coding region runs from base 248 to 955 and encodes 235 amino acids. The record is from RefSeq and is a predicted model, not a curated record. NCBI's taxonomy places the organism in Eukaryota, Metazoa, Chordata, Actinopteri, Clupeiformes, Clupeidae.
UAGGCCGCAACUAUCACAAAAAAGCCUGCGAAAUCCUGGGGGGACUGACUUAUAAUUAGAAAACAUAUAUGUUCUCGAACGGCUAUUGUUGAAUUAUAUUUUUUGUUUCUUUGUUUUUUACAGAUACCUUGCCACUGGUGAUUCCUUUAAGACCAUCAGUUUCAUCUACCGUGUGGGACACUGCACAGUAGCCAGAAUCAUUGACGAGGUGUGCAAGGUCAUCUGGGACUGCCUGGUGAAUGAGUUCAUGCCUGUGCCAAAGAAGGACAGCUGGCGUGCCAUCGCUGAUGGAUUCCUCCAAGAGUGGAAUUUUCCAAAUUGUGUGGGAUCCAUCGACGGGAAGCACGUCGUUGUCCAGGCUCCCUCCAGUUCCGGAUCGCUGUACUUCAACUCCAAGCACACAUUCUCCAUUGUGUUGCUUGCGGUCGUAGAAGCAAACUACAUAUUCCGGAUGGUGGAUGUGGGUGGGUAUGGCCGGAAUAGUGAUGGCGGAACUCUGUCCAACUCCCCUUUCGGUCAGGCCCUGAGGGAUGGCACGUUGGACCUGCCAGAUGACCGCGCCAUUCCGGGUGCAGAAAACAGGGGCCCAAUGCCAUUUGUUUUUGUGGCGGAUGAGGCCUACCCACUGCGCUGUGACCUCAUGCGACCCUUCCCUGGCACGAACCUCGCCACAGGCAGGCGGGCAUUUAAUUACCGGCUCAGCCCUGCCAGGCUGAUUGUGGAGUGCGGCUUUGAGCUCCUCUCCAGUCAGUGGAGAAUGUAUAGGAGGAUCAUUUCGGUCAAAGCCGCAAAAGCCGAGGACUGUGUUAAGGCCACCUGCAUCCUCCAAAACUACAUGAGGAUGACAAGACCGAGGAGGACAACCAUAGAGCCUGACACGUCUGGGCGGGUGGAGGGAUCAGCAGGUCUCGUGGAUGCACAUCCGCGUCAGAGAGAAAUUCCCUGCCUAUUUUAA